Molecule: messenger RNA, 1650 nt
Organism: Symbiodinium necroappetens
Lineage: Eukaryota; Dinophyceae; Suessiales; Symbiodiniaceae
Source: the annotation of a GenBank genome assembly
AUGGGCCAGGGGCAGAAGAAACCGGUGCGAUCGCGACGAGAGUCUAUUCUGGCAUCCGGGGCUGAGUCAUUCAACUCGGUCCCUUCCACCACAACUCUUCGCUCAGUUCUCAAGAAGCGCACCAUCUCAUCGUCCUUGGCGGGUCGGGCACAGGAGACAUCAAGUCCAUGUUUGCAACGGUGUUUGCAAAGCUUGGUGGCCUGGAUGGAAUGGUUUCAGCACCUCAAGGAGCCCAGCAGGAGGUACUGUUUCGCCAGAAUGGUAGAUGGAAACAAGUUUUCAACUUUGUGCUUACUCGUGAUCCUGGCAAAUGCAUUCUUGAUCAUCAUCGUCUCGGACUACGAGCUGGGACACUUGGGCGAAGCGAUUCCUGAACACUACGAGCGGCUUGAACUUGGCCUGACGGUGUUCUAUGCCUUCGAACUCACGCUUAAGAUCAUGGUCCAUCGGAUGUACUUCUUUGUCAAUGAAGACUGGCGUUGGAACAUCUUUGACUUCUCGCUCGUGAUCUUCUCGGUAAUUGAGAUUGCCAUCUCGUCGGUGCUCGAGUCCGCGAUUGACGAGAGUGGUGAUGCGAGCUUGAAUCUGGGAUUCCUGCGUCUGCUCAGACUGACCAAGCUGGCAAAGGUGCUCAGAGUUUUUCGUACCCUGAAGUUCUUCACAGAGUUGCGCCUCAUGUUGGAUUGUGUUCUGGGCUCAUUCCUGCAAAUAUUCUGGUGCCUCGCGAUGAUUGUCUUCGUGCUCUACGUCUUCUCCCUCCUCAUAGUCCAAGGCAUAGUGGAUCUUCUGAUAUCGGAAGGUGAUUCCCUUGCAGAUGCCGACGUGAGACUGCUUGAGUACUAUUACCCGUCUGUAGGAGGAGCCCUCCUGACACUGUUCCAGUCCACAACAGCUGGCCUGGAUUGGCGGGAUGCUUUCGAGGCUCUUCAAAAAGGUUCUGAUGGUGGGCUGUUUUUAUCUCUGGUAUUUUUGGUUUACAUCAGCAUCUUCACCAUAUCGAUUUGGAACAUCGUGACAAGCACCUUUGUUGAGAAGGCGAUGAAACUGGCUAAGCCAGAUCUUGACUCGAUGCUUCUGGAGCAAAGUAUGCGCGAUCUGAAAGACACGGAAGAAUUGGAGAACCUCUUCAGACCGUAUGCCACCACAAACGCGGAAGGUGAGGAGGAAAUCUCACUCGAGGACUUACAGGAUGCAGCUGACGAGGCGGAGUUCCUUUUGUACCUCUCAGUACGAGGCAUAGACGUUAAGAAUGUCAAGCUGUUCUUCUACAUGCUUGGCUCGAUGCACAAGAACUCGGUCGUCGACUUGAAGUCACUGGUAAAAGCUUGCGUUCGAAUGAAGGGCUUUGCCACAAGCAUCGAUCUCCAGUCGGUGUCCUUUGAAGCCAAGCUGAUGCAUUCGCAAACGAAGGAUCUCUUCAAGGCACGCUUCAAUGUAGGAGCCAUCGAAAUGGCCCAGCCACGCCAAAAAAAUGCGCGCUCGUGGAACAAUAGACGCAGGCUGCGUCUGAGUGUGUCAGAUCCGGCUCCAAAUCUCAACGCAUUCUGUGAACGCUUGCAAGUCCUACUGUUAUGUGAUCUGAACGACAAUUAUGGUGGGCCACCAGGGGGCGGGCAGGGACAUAUAUGCACCAGGCAUGACAUGCCUUGA